Messenger RNA from Coniophora puteana RWD-64-598 SS2, 1853 nucleotides. RefSeq names its product glycoside hydrolase family 18 protein. Gene Ontology annotation, biological process: carbohydrate metabolic process. Gene Ontology annotation, molecular function: hydrolase activity, hydrolyzing O-glycosyl compounds. The transcript is spliced from 3 exons. Lineage: Eukaryota; Fungi; Basidiomycota; Agaricomycetes; Boletales; Coniophoraceae. The record is from RefSeq and is a predicted model, not a curated record. Bases 160 to 1377 code for a protein of 405 amino acids.
CCACCACCCGCCCACACGUCCCGCUCUCGGGGUUUCCUCUCCCUCUUUUCUCCUCCGACUAUCUUUACCUUACCUCUGUCUUUUUACGUCUGACCGACACCAACCGACCGUCUCCUGCAGCGCAGAUUCACACAUAUCACACUCGCAUACUCGCAUAUAAUGGCCCGCUUCGCCUCGUUCUUCACUCUCUUCACCGCCGUUAUUGGCGCCUCGGCCCUCCCUCUCCACAGGAGGUGCUCCGCUUCUUCCUCGAGCGCUACCAGCACUGCCACCGGCACCAGCGUUUCGCCCGCCGUUGGCGCAGCCAGUGGUCUGCCCAUCCCGACCAGCGUUGGCAUUUCCGUCAGCAUUGGUCUCCCUACUGGUACACCCACCGGUUCCUCUAGCUCCGGUGCCCCCACCGGCACUGGUGUUCCUACUGGCUCCAGCACCGCUAUCCCUACCGGUACCGGCUCCAGCUCUGGUACCCCCACCAGCUCUGGCAGCGCAGCACCCACGAGCACCGGCUCUUCGGGCUCGGGCUCUGGUCCGCACUGGGUCGUCUACAGCGACGCGUGGAUCUCUGGCGAGACCGGUCCCCCGAAGGCUUCUGACCUCGAUGGGUUCAACGCCUUCCUUCUCUCGUUCUGGAUGACCACCGGCCCAUCUGACCAAGCCACCACUUGGUCCCAGCUCGACGCUACGACGCGCCAGUCGACCAAGGCCGAGUACAAGGCUGCCGGAAUCAAGCUCAUGGUGUCUGCGUUCGGCUCGACCGAGCAGCCCACCACCGGCGGCGCCGACCCCGUCGCGACCGCAGACAACCUUGCGACCUUCGUGACGCAGAACGACCUUGACGGCGUCGACAUCGACUACGAGGACUUCCAGGCGAUCAACCUCAAGGACGGAUCCGCGGAGAACUGGCUCAUCAAGUUCACGACUGAGCUCCGCAAGAAGCUCCCCGCGGGUCAGUACACUUUCACGCACGCGCCCGUCGCACCGUGGUUCAGCGGUGCUCCGACGUACCCGUCUGGUGCUUACCUCGCGGUCGAUAAGGCUGUGGGCAGCAUGAUUGACUGGUACAAUGUCCAGUUCUACAACCAGAACUCUGACUACGAGAGCUGCGAUGGUCUCCUCACCAAGUCGUCCUCCACGUUCCCGAACUCGUCCGUCUUCGAGAUCGCCAAGUCCGGUGUCCCCCUCGACAAGAUCGUCAUCGGCAAGCCUGCCACCCAGGCUGACCAGACCAACGGCGGCUUCAUGUCCACCAGCGCUCUCGCUUCGUGCAUUGCCACUGCAAAGGGCAAGGGCUGGAACGCUGGCGUUAUGAGCUGGGAGUACCCCCAGGCCGACUCGGCGUGGAUCAAGGCCGUCCAAGGGUCGGCUUUUGCUGCCUAAAUGCGUCUUCUGCUCUCCUCCCCAUCUCCUCCCUCGACCAAUCUCUCCCUUCUCCUUCCUUCCGUCCGCACACACGCCUACGAAAAUGACCCCGUCACGAUACCAUAGCGCACACGUCUCCCCCCGGCGAGCCCGGGCGGGCUGGUAAUCCUGGCCUCAGCAUCGCAUCGUCUGCAUGGUUCCCCUAGGCAUCCUCACCCUCAUCCUCAUCGUCCCGCUCCGCUCCUCGAGGUCACGGAUCGACUCCGUGGCCUUCUGCAUCAUCAUCUCUCCUGCAUUUUGGGUCUCUCGCAUUGCAUGAUUGGUUCUCCCUCACUGUUUUCAUACCACGCACGGAUGCAUGUCGGUCAUCCCGCUCUCUUUUUUACUGCUAUCUUUAUCCACUGGGUGGUUCGGUGCUUUGGUGUUUUAUGUUUUUACCUCUCUCGCUCGCUUGCUGUCUUUAUUCGUAUCAAGGUAUACGCUGGUCAUCAUGC